Molecule: messenger RNA, 10910 nt
Organism: Paramuricea clavata
Lineage: Eukaryota; Metazoa; Cnidaria; Anthozoa; Malacalcyonacea; Plexauridae
Source: the annotation of a GenBank genome assembly
AUGGACGACGCUUCUCUUCAAAAAUUAAGCGUUUCUCCAGGAAAACUUAGUCCCAAAUUUAACAAAGAUAUUACUGAGUAUUCGCUUGUUGUUGGAAGUAGCGUUAAAGAACUGAAAGUUAGCCCUUUGACGAGUGACAACAAUGCUUGUUACUCGAUUUCUGUGAGUAUAUUUGAAACGUGAUUUAUUGAGCAUUUGAGUUCAUAUACUCAUAUUUGUUGACUGUUCAUUUUGAUCUAGUUAACUGAUCUAAAAUGCUGUUAUAGUACGUAUUAGCUACUUUAUAUAGCUUCGUAAUUGAUUGAAUUUUAAUUGUUUUGGCUAGCCCAGAAGUAGUCUGUUAAAAUGGUUAUGAAAAGGACAGCGACUAUAUUAUAUAUAUAACGAAAAUUUGAAGAUUUCAAUUACUGUAACUCGGCCAAUCCGUGUAAGGGAUGGUUAAAUACGACUGGCUGAGCAAAUUAAAACCUGUCAAAUUUUGUUGACAAACAUGAAAGCUUCAUGUGAAACUCCACACUGAAAAAUUGCUUGGCUGCCUGCAGUGGCAAUCGAACCCACAACCUUUUGUGAGUUUUGUGGACUAGCAAACAAGGAUCACACAGGUUAGAUUUCCACCGAGGUGAAGCAAGUUUGUAGCUUGCCUGAUGUGAAGUUUGUGAUAAUGUUUUAAAAAUCUAUCAUAAGAUUGUUCAUUCGAUUACUUUAGGGUUCAAAUGGUGGUAAAACUGUCCCACUACAAGAAGGAGCCCUAACUGUGAUCACUGUUGAAGUUACAUCAGAAGAUGGUACAAUCAAGAACUACAUCAUCAACACAACCCGCCUGUCCUCAAGUGACGCCUCACUCUCUGGGUUAAGUUUAUCCUCAGGAACUGUAUUACCCCCAUUUAACCCUAACUGUACCUUGUAUACAUCCACUACUCCCUACCACAUCACAACCAUUGAAGUUAAACCUGCAGCCCCUGACAAAGGCAUUGGUGUUGUUGUCCGAAACAGCCCUGACGCAAAACCUUUGGAGUUGAACUGUGGUGAAACAUGCAUAUACAUUGAUGUGACUUCUCCUGAUAAAACAACUUCUAAAACUUAUCAACUUCUGAUUCAGAGAGCAAAAAUCCCUUGGCAUAUUACCACAAUAGAUAUUAGUAAUAUUUGUAAUUAUAGCUGUCCAGUGUGCUUAGCGAUAAUUCACUGUCCAAAAUCUAUUGCUGAGACCAAACCAAAACAUGUGUUCUGUAAAUCUUGCAUUGAUGAGUUAACGAGGACAACCAAACGAGAUCCUCUUAAUGAGCAGUUGUUAACAGGUGAUUGGCUUGUUAAUGAGCUAAGUUUGGAAGAGACUUUAACAUCACUUGCUGUCUGCUGUGUCUUUGCACGUUAUGGCUGUAACGAGAAACCAAAGUUGGGUGAGCUUGGAUUUCACAUGAAGCAAUGUGAGUUCAGGUUGUGUUUUGUGGAGAAAUCUGAAGAACUUACUCUUAACAAAAUACUGGAAGAAAAGAUGAAGGUAAUUAAGGUGUCUCUAUGCUGUUAGCUAUGUUAGGAGGAUGUUAAUUUUUUUGUCAGUCCUUCAAAUAUACCAUUUGCACAUGAUUUUAAGUUUAUUUAUUUAUUAACUUUACAAUCAAUUAUACGACUGACCAAAUCAUAUACGAUAGACACAAUCAUUGAUGAGUCAAAUGGUCUGGCAUUAGACAGAAUAAAAUACCAAAGUAGGGUGCAAUGCAACUUCAUGGGUUAACCUCUAUUUAUAGAAUUUAUGUGUUUCAUGUCCGGAGUGUAACAUGAAUGUGAGGUCUGCAGAGAUUGACAAUCAUAAAGGCAAUAUGUGUUGUGCAAAACUGAGAGACGAAGUAAGUCUACCUAAAGUUGGUGUUAGACAGUGGGAGAAAAAACUACAGCAGGAAACGAGUGAAAAAUCAGUUGAUAUUAUCACACAGAAUGCAGAGGAGCAAGAAAAAUUAUAUUUUCAAAAUCUGCUGGUGUUUGGUAGGUUGAUGGUGUAGGCUAGUUAUGAUGUUAUCUGGAUAACUCUAUCAGUUGUAAUCUGUUCUCCCUUGAGGUUCAGUAAGAGUCCUUCCUUAUUGAUCCACUGUUACUACAGGAGGACACCUAAUCUAACUAUAUUUAUACUGGAAGGCUCUGUCAGUUUUAAACUAUUCUUUCUAGAGGUCCAGUAAGAGGCAUCCAUCAUUGAUCCAGUGUUACUGUAGUACAUGUGAAGCCAGGAGUUCCUGGAAAAAACCAGGGUGUUAAGCCUAGAGUCACACUGGAGACAGCCUUCCCACAUGUAUGGGACUGAAACGAAAUUGUAAAUAUAUGUACAACUGCAUUACUGUAAUAUAUCUCUGGGCGUUAACGUAAAGACAUUAGUGAGCUUAAGCAAGCAACGUUUUUGUCAACAAGGACGUCAGAUUACCGAGGGAGGACUGGACUAAAAACUGUGUUUGUAUCAGUUUGUGGUAAUCGUCAAGGGAAGCCUCGCAUAUCGAUUUUGUCCAUGAGAAACGUCAUAUGUUCGUUUCUCUGGAGACCCCCCCCCCCACACACCCUUAGAAACGUCACACAUAUUUAUCGAUAUUUUGUUCUUACAGUACACUAUGAGUACACAUAAGGUAAUUUUCUACUAUUUUUUUCGGUCGGCUAUUGGCGAUGCUUCCGCGAGGAAUAUGUCAUCUUCUGCUGACAUACUCUUUUUUAUUAAUAUAAGUAUGAACUUCAAAAUUUCCAACGUUUCUCAAAAUUGAGUGUUUUCAAUGCAAGGAAGGCGUAAUAAUAUAAAUGUAUAGGUAUAGAACAGGUAUGGUAUUACGAAUAUAUAGACUGCUGUUUGUAUCAAAUUGUUUUCUUUUUUAUAUUCUGCAAAGAUAAAAACUAUCGAUUUUUUCCAUGAUGUUUACAGAGAAACGUCACAGCUGCCAACCCCCCCACCUCCAAACGAACAUAUGACGUUUCUCGUGGAAAAAAUCGAUAUGUGAGGCUUCCCCAACACAUAUGACAAAACGUAAGAUUUUUAAAGUUUUUUGCUUCCUUACACGAGCACCAUGAGGCCAAAUGCCGCCAAAAUUAGUUCUACCAAUUUCUGGGUGACGUCCGCCGUGUUGACAAAAACGCCGCUUCUCACUAUUAACCACAGUAGGUAGGUAGGUAAAACUUUAUUUUACUACGCUAACCCCUACAGCAAAAGCUGAUUUCCAAGGGGGGCGUAUAGCAUUAAAUUCAAAUUUACAUUAAAAAUUUAGAAAAAUUAAACAUACAAAUACAGUUACUUACAUGCAGUUAUUACAAUUACAUACAUAAUUAAAUAGAUAAUAGUACAUACAUAAUAGUAAAUAUUAAUAGAUUAAAUAGUCAAGGUAAAUAUGGGUUUGAAAACUCUAAUUAGUAGCCAGGUGUCAUACGUUUUUAUUGAAUAUAGCUAGUGAUUCUUUUCCUCUUAAUUUAUUUGGGAGACUAUUCCACAGUUUAGCCCCUCUAUAGCUAAGACUUUUUUUAAGAUAUUCAGUCUUAGGCUUGGGCAAAUGGAGUUUAGUGGAAGAGCCCCGCAAAUUAUAAUGCUGGGAGGAAGACGUCAGUGUGUCACCAUGCAGUAGUGAAACCCAGUCAUUGCUGUAUUUCCAGGUCAAAGUCGACACUGUGACAGCAGUUCAUCACCAAUGAAGUAUCUUAGGACAGCCAGUGAACUUUAUGCUACCGCUAUCAAACUCUCGUCAAAAGAUGGCAAACUUCAUUUUAAACUGGGACAGAUUCUUGAAGAAAUGCAUUUUGUUGAAGAUUGCUUUGGAUUUAAACAAGAGGUAUUGACCUAAAUUAUGUCAUAUGUUUGAAACACGAGCAGGAGUAUUUUAUCAGAUAUAAAACACGAGGGCGACAGCCGAGUGUCUUAUAUUGUACCUGAUUAAAGUGCCUAUGACACGAAAUUUCACCCCAAAUGUUUAUGAUUGUAUUGUAAAGAUCACUUAAAAUGACUUAAUAAAUUCUUUUAUAUAGAAUUUUGGUAACUUGCUUCCUUUGCAAGAUAUUCAACUUUGUUUCAUAUGCAAAUAUCACGGGUGUGACAUCACAUCGCAUAAUGGCAUUUUGAAAACGCAAUAUUUUACCUUGAUAAAAUAUUUUUACAAACAAAUACAGAGGGUUAAUUACCAGUUAUGAAAUUAAUACAUAUACAAGGGCAAUUUUUAAGUUUUUUAGAUACGUAUUCGUCAAGAAAACUAUACUUUUCUGAAAACUCAUUAAUGCCAUUAUGUGAUGUGAUGUCACACCGGUGGUAUUUGCAUAUGAAACAAAGUUGAAUAUCUUGAAAGGAAAGCAAGUUACCAAAAUUCUAUAAAAGAAAUUAUUAAGUCAUUUUAAGCGAUCUUUGCAAUGCAACCAUAAACAUUUCGGGUGAAAUUUCGUGUCAUAGGCACUUUAAAGCACGGACUGUGAGAAAUCAACGUUGUCUAAGCCGGCAAAAUCCAAGCUAACGUUCAUGUAAUGGACCAUUUGCAUUGUAGACUAAAUUUUGAUCUAAACAAGUCUAGACAAAAAUUUCAUCACAGCUUGAAAGAUCAUCACAAAAUUAGUAAUAUUCCAAAGUUUUGUUGCGAAAUGUUGUAAAAUGCGGAUAAAAUAGCCUUGCGAAGUUUGCCGUUUUUCAGUCAUUUUCUAUUAAUAUACAAACGGGAAAUUGACAGCCCCAAAGGGUAUUGGGCUGUCAAUUUCCCCCGCGUAAUGCAAAAUGACUGAAAAACUGCAAACUUCGCAAGGCUUAUUUUACAACAUUUCGCAACGAAACUUUGGAAUAUUACUAAUUUUGUGAUGCUCUUUCAAGCUGUGCUGAAAUUUUUGUCUAAACUUGUUUAGAUCAAAAUUUAGUCUAUAGCUAAUGCAAAUGGUCCAUUAAGGUAAUUCCGCCAUUAAGGUAGUUUUGCAUUGCGCACUUUUACUGCGCACAUCUUAUAACUUAUAAUUUCAUCCAUUAUACGUAUCGUUUAAAAAAAAGAUCAUUUUAUGACAAUUUUAUGUUACUUCAAAACAUCUUUGGUUACAUUCGUGCAAAUAAUUACGUUAAAAUCAAUGUUUUCAAAAAAGGCAUACAAAAAUGUAGCUAGGGUUCCUGUGUCUGUAGUAUAUUUAUUUAUUUAUUUGUAUUUCACGUUUUAAUGCCACAAUUCCCUAAAAAGAUCGGUGACCCCCGUUUUUUAACUGAUAAUUUAUUUCGUUAAUGCAUUUUACAUUUCAUAUCCGAAAUUAAAAGAAAAAUCAUUUCUGGAUCUUGAAAAAAAAUGCUUUAUCAAUGCAUGUUCUCAAAGAAAGAUAUGUAAAGAAAUGUGGAAAAGACAUUUGUGGAUCAGAAUUGUACACGUUCGUAGUUUCAUUUUGCUCAAAACACAAUAUUUUUUCAAAAAUAAUUACAAGAUAGGUUUACUAAAGCAAAAUCCGCGCUAAAAACAUCAGUAAAUAUCGGGCUGUUGUGAUUUUGCUGUUACUCGUAAUGAGCGUCAAGAUGGCGCCAUAUUGGGGUAAAGGUGGUAUAUUGUGAUUGUCAUCUCUUCUUAACGAGUUCGGUGACCCCGACUUUUUUGUGUGAUUUUACUUUAAGUUUAUCAUAAACUCCAUGCCUGGGAAGUUUCAGCACAUUCUCAUUUCGGGAACAAUUACUGCGGAAUUACCUUAAAUAUGAUUUUUAUCACACGUGAAACCACCGACACGAUAGUGAUUUCUUUUGUUUUUUAUACCUCAUGAAUUAUUAAUAAGUUGUUUAAUUAAAAGUGCUGGCCAAUACCACCCAGUAUCAAUAAAAUCAAGGUUUACUCUUUCUCAGGAAGAAACAGAAACGCCAGCCAUCGACUUUAACCAACGAUCUCGAGAUAGCAGUAAAGAAGACGACAUCCAAGCAAUCUGUGAACAACGAGGUUUUGGACGAAACCCACCUCUUGCUCUGCAACUGAAAGCCAUUGAUCAGGAAUAUCAUUACCUCUUGGAGAGUCAGCAGUCUGAUAGAUGUGAAUAUGUGCAGAAAUUAUAUGCAUGGAAAUCUAAGCAGGCAACACAGGUUUGUUUUAGGAAUAGAGUAUAUUUCAAAUUAGAAAGCUUCGGAAGGUGAACUGACACAGACCGUUCAAAAUUGUAUAUUUCAAAUUUCCCAAACACAUCAAUAGUGACAGUUUUUCCACGGACUAUUGACGAACUUGGGCAAAGAAAAGUUAGUUGGGGCCCCAUAGUUGGUCUUAGCCCCCUCCGCAGGCAACUCUGUGGGGUUCCCAAACGACGAAAUUGAUCAAAAAUUCAAAACAAAUGUUCUGUUAUUAUACCACCCACCUCUUGGAAAAAAUGAUAAGAAAUUAUAAAUAUUGCGUUAUCCCGCCUUUAACAAAAUACCGCCGUCUUUAACAAAAUUUCUCUUUUUGGAAAACCCUCAAAGUUGCUUGCGGAGGAGGCUAAGUUGGUCUAAUUUGAACUAUUUUCGUAGUUUGCCUACGCAGACGAAGUUGUGCGCGUGGGUUCGUCUUGACGGGUAAUCCGUCCAUGUGUGUAACGGGGCGGUUGUUCGAAAGACGAUCAGCUUAACCCUAGAUUAACUUAAGUUUCAAAGCAAAUUUCCCAACAGCUUGUUUAUAAAUUUGGAAAUAUUUCUUCAGAAAUCUUGUCUGGAUGAGUUAGAGUUUUCUUCUCUGAAGUUUUGAAAUCAGACAUGCAGAAAUUCAUAAACUAAAACAGCAUUUUAAAUUUUAGCGCUAAUAUAGCUUUGAACAGUCGACCCCAGGGAAGCAUCUGGCAUGAAUUGUUCCCAGAAGUUCAGAACCAUUGGCAACUUCGUUCUCAGGCUCUUUCCUCCAGUAUAGAGUGCUGCACUGUGCCUCAGCACUCUCCCUGGUCUAGCUUCUCCUGGUCUCUAAACACUUAAAUUUUAAAACUGGACCACUAUUUGGGACCAUAGAAACUUGUAUUUUUGUUCUUAGUUAUACAUUAAAAUAGACACUUUAUCUGCGUUUAAUGGUAGUCCAUAUACAUAGCUCAUUGUUGUUACUGUACGUAGGAUGGUAAGGUGGCCCAGUUAGCAUCAGAUGAAGAAGGGACGUUUGGUAAAGCUUACUUGAAGUACUGUGAUGCUGCAUCGUUUGCUUCAGAUAAUUAUCUUUAUCAUCUCCAUAUUGGGAGGUUUCUGUCGCUUCAAGGAAAACACGACGAGGCUGUGAAGAGAUUGCAAAUUGCUGUGGGUUUGAAACCUGUCAAUGUUGAAUCCAGGUACAUUCUUCAAUUUGAUACUGAUCUACCAGAGAAUACGGUGUAUAGGCACUCUUCUCCGCGAAGGCUUUUAUUUUAGUUUAACACGUGAGCUGUAUACCUUGGAAAUGUAUGGCAUUUUGGGUAAUUGGUGCACGCGCGCGGGGGAGCCUUUUUAGCCCAUUCUUCGAUUCGUGGAUUCGAGCAUGUAAAAAGAGUUAGUCAAACUCUUCCGAACGUCGUGGGUUUUCUCCGGAUAUUCUGGUUUCCUCCCUCAAGGAAUGUUGGCAGCCCCCCCGUCCUGACCCUAACAAUGUUUCGGGGAUCAAGCAGGUGUUAUGAAUUGACCACUGUGCCAAUCUCAACCUCAACUAAUCACUUACCGUAAAAUGAAAAUCGGUUUCCACUGCUUGUGUUUAAUACUACUUUUUCAAUCCUAGGUUUUAUUUGGGGCUAGCUUUGUUGCAACAAGCGGACAAGAGCAGAGAGCACGAAGCAAUUCAAUACGUACACGAAGGACUUGAGCACCUCCUGUAUAAACUAACCCUGCAAGCAGAAUCUCUCUCAGACCGCACUUCAACCCAACUUCACUCCAGUGAACUACUAGACAUCACCAACGUUCAAUGUUUAAAAGGUUUCCUUACUCUUGGAAGAGCCUUGACUAGCACAGCAACCAAAAUCCCAAACCAUUUCUUGAAACCGGAUGAGAUAUUUCGAUCGGUAGCCUCGCUUGCUGUUCGAGCAUUGUGCUCGAUCACUCAUAAGGGAGAGUUAUACCAUCAGAUCGAGAGAACAUUUCUGGAAGCUCAUUCUUGUUUGUUGCAAUGGAUGGUUGAAGUUCAGAAGAAGGGUGGUGCAGGAAUCCAGGAGUCCGUUGUGGCGACGCAUUGUGAUAAUUUAUGUUCGCUUCUGAAAGUUUUAUCCUUGCCAAAGGAUAACGCCUUGUUGCAGUUGCAAGAGAAGGUUGGUGUUGGCAAACAUGGGUGCGGUCAGCCCGCUUACAUAUAAUUUAAGCCUACUACUGUAGGUCGAGGUCAGAGAUUUAAGUAAAUCUCUGUCCUCAACUCAACUAAACUCAACUUGCAUGAUUUGUUUAAUCACAGGGAAGUUACCCAAUGAUAACUUCCCUGUGCUUGAAAAACUCGUGCAAGUUGAGUUGCUCUCUGCUGUGCCUCGAGGAUUUUUCUCUUUGUACUCCAGUUUUUCUCUCUCACUAAAAACUAAUCCUUAUGGUAUGCACUAAUCGUAAAUUACUAACUGACUUGCCGUCAGAAACCUUUGUCAAGUUGGGUUUUUUUUUGUUGUUUUUUUUCUGUGUUGGUGUAGUGUACUCAGGUGAAUAUGAUAUUUGUGGUGUUACUCUGAGUGUAUAUCCACACCGGGCAUUACUAGAAUACAUUGGUAUCGAAGGAACUAGAUUCUGUUCCGAAAUAUCACUUACUCGAACCGUCCUGACCGCGUAGCUCAGUUGGAAGAGCAUUGGGCUAGUAUUCCAAAGGUCGUAGGUUCGAAUCCCACCGUGGCCGGGCAUAUUUUUCAAGCUCGCCCGGUGUGGAUAUACACUCAGAGUAACACCACAAAUAUCUUUGUCAAGUUGUUUGGAAAACUUGUUUAAGGAUCGCCCCGCCCCCGUGAAAAAAACCUAAAAUAAGGUAAAAACUAAAUACCAUUUUAAAAUGAUCACAUUUUCUCUGUAGACAUGCCAGCAAGGUGUCAUUCUCCAUCCUCAGAACAGUCGUGCACUCUACAUGCUAGGAGAUGCUCAGUUGAGUCGCCACGAUAACGAAAUAAACAACAACAACAACACUGGGGCGUUAGAAGAAGCGGAGAAAAGUUUCCGAGCAAGUUUAGAACUCGAGGGAAAACCAAGCGGAGGGAAGGAGGUCCCUGCUUUGAUUCAAGAACAACAAUGGUGGAAAGAGAGACAGUCUGCGAAAACAAAAGAAACAUCUUCUAGUUCCACCAAGACAGCGACCACUGCAAAAGAGAAUCAGAGAGUUUCUCCUACUAAAGGCACGACAAGCAGAGGACGAGGUAAGGUCUAUCAAUUCUAAACUUCUCUUUCUAGAGAUCCAAUAAGGGCCAGCCGUUAUUGACCCAAUGUUACUACAGGAAGGAACGUAAACUAACUUUGUUCAUGCUGGAUGGUUCUAAUAGUUCUAAACUGUUCCACCUGGAGGUCCAGUAAGGGUCAUCCUUUAUUGGUCCAGUGUUACUGAUUGGGAAAACGAAGUACCUGCUGGGUUUGGUAGAGUCAAACCCUGGUCAAACUGGAAGCACUCUUCUCAGAUGUGACUGAGGGGAAAUGAUAAUCAGACACCUUAAAGCCCUGGUCAAAUGAGAAUUGAUGAGAUUUGAGAAGCGAGAGUUUGCAUGAGAGUGUUCUUAACUCUCAUGCCCCUGUCAAACGAGAACAAAAGUUGUACGAGAGUUAACUGGAUACAGCUCGCGCGGCUAAAACUCUCAUCAGAAUUUGAACCAGUUCAAAGUUGAUGAGAGUCGAUGAGAGCUGGCGGUCAAACCCGAACGAGAGUUGCAACUUUCAUAAACUCUCGUUUGAUCAGGGUGUCACCGUCCUGAUAGCUAUUUAUAUGACAUCUACUUUAUCUUAAGGUCGUGGUACUCCAGUAAAGACUACAACAACGACGACGACGACGACGAGAGGUCAAACCAAGCAACCAGCUUCAAAAGCAGCUCCAGUAAAGACAAGUGUGGCUGCAAAAACCAGCAACGUGAAAACGGCUCGAACAAGUGCUCCGAAACAGUCAGGUUAGUAAGAAAUAAAAUAAUUAGACAAAUUUUAGAUAAGUCCAUGUCAGUCAUAUAAAAUCUCUCAAUGAUAUUGUCGGUGUCCACAAGAUUUUCGUACUCAUUCCGCUCCAUUUUCCACCGCUGUCAUGCAGCUCUACUUUAUUGCGGCGAAAAUAUGAAGCGACAAAGGGGAAAUGAAAAUUCUGCCAAAAAACUCUACUUUUUACUUCCUUAUGAGGUGCACCAUAUCUCUGCCCUCUUUCUCUGAAUAUGUUUUUCGUCUCGCGAGAAAAACGCAACAUUAUUUCAACGUAGAAAUUUUCUACUACAUAGCUCCAGCAGCGAAGCCGACAGUUGGGAAAGCACCUUGUCGUUCCUGUAGCCACACUAAAACGGAAGGCAUUUCUAAACAAACUCCACCGCCCACAAACCCAAACCCUCCCACUUCACAGUCUACCCCCCAGGAGGCGGUUGGCCCACCGAACACCAAGUCCUACCAUCCACGUCUCGGGUUGGCCCGUGUCCUUACCCGGUUAGGUUCGGAUCACGACGCCGUCCGAAGAUUCUACGAAGAAUGCAUCACUAUGGAACCCAACCUUCAUGACGCGUACAUAGAACUGGGGGAAAUCCUGGUUAAAUCGGAUCCCUUAGGAGCAGUUGAGGUGUAUUCGAAGUAUCCGUUCCCAGACCCCUUGACCUAUGAUGACGCGUAUCUCCAUGGCGAAAUUGCGCGACUCUUGAUUAAGCACGAGAAGUUGGACGAUCCGCGGUUAGGUCCAAGCAUGAUAGCAUUGGGCAAAGUGAUGGGUUUCUCUGUCCUAGAGAAAUACGUGGACAUUCUUGAUAGUAAGUUACAAUACAGUAAGUUAUUGAUGCAGAUUUAUGCUCAAGUAAACGGGAAGAAUGUCGAUGACCCUGAUUUGCAACAAUUCUUUAAGUUUAAAUGUUGGAUAUAG